Messenger RNA from Fonticula alba, 5458 nucleotides. RefSeq lists its product as hypothetical. The record is from RefSeq and is a predicted model, not a curated record. NCBI's taxonomy places the organism in Eukaryota, Rotosphaerida, Fonticulaceae. The coding region runs from base 55 to 5283 and encodes 1742 amino acids. The transcript is spliced from 9 exons. Gene Ontology annotation, molecular function: RNA binding; tRNA (guanine) methyltransferase activity. Gene Ontology annotation, biological process: tRNA methylation.
CUCCCCUCCCCCCAGCUCCUCCUCGUCCCGCUUGCCGCCUUCCUUGCCAUCAAGAUGGCCACCUCGGGGCUCGCUUCCAUCCUGGAGGGCAUCGUCCUCUCCAGCGAUGUACAAACUCUGGUUGCCUCGAUGGAGCGCCAGUUCGCCGAGUCGCCGGACCUCUUGGCCGCUCCAGGGGCCGAGCUCUCCUGCGAGGAUGCCUCCCGCAUCCGGACCCUCUUCCGCGCGGCUCAGAUCAUCCUCCCAAAGCUCCCGGCCACUGAGCAGGCCGCCGUUUGCCGCGAUCUCCUUGUGCGCUUCGUCAUGCCGGCAUUGCUCCUUCGUCGGGCCGCCUUCGAAGCGCUGGCCCCCUUCCUGGCCCGGCUGUCCUGGGCAUUCCCCGCGCACAUGGGUCUCCCCCUGUUCCGCGCGGUGGUUGCCCUGCUGGAAAGCUACGCCAACUCGGCGCUUGACACCCUCGCCUGGCCGGCCGCCUCGGCCGGGGCCAUGGACACCGUGGCGCCCUUCCUCCAGGAGGCCAUCACCCGGUGCCUGGUUCCAGCGGCUGACCUUCUGGAGGCCACCCCGGCCCGUGCGGCGACCGCCCCCGCCGGCUGCGACGCCGAUCAAGUCCUCCGCGUGGCGUACAUGCUCAACUCCCUGGUUGUGAGCGCCCCGGCUGCCGGUGCUGCCGUCGACUCGGCCUCCGAGGCCGAUCUCCUUGACCACCUCAGCCAGACCCUCCUGCCGAUCGUUUGGGCCCUCUGCGACACCACGCACCAGCCCCUGCUCAAGUACCUGUGCCAGCACAUCAUCCCCGGGCUCCAGCGCCUCGGGACCCUGGCCCCAGCCACGGUGGUCGAUUUCUCCUGGCAAACGGUCAUCCAUCUGGCCGGCCGUGAGCAGGCCUUCACCCGCAAUGAGGCCAUCUCGCUGAUGGCCAAUUUCAUUCCCCGCUACAUUGACCUUGGCACGGUCGACGGCGACACCGGCCGGAGUGUCAUCCAGUCGGAUACCAUGCGCGAUUUGCUGACGUUUGGCCUCCUUUCCGAGGACUCGCUCGUUUCCAAGCGCAGCAUCUACCUGCUGGAUCACAUUGUCACCCAUCUCAACAAGAGCGGCGCCUUCACCCAUGAGCAGAGCCCCAACUGGAUCAGCCCUGGCACUCCCAUCUCCGAGGCCGCCGCCCUGUGGGAGCGCUUCUUCCUGGUGUUCAACACCUUCAAUGAGGCCACCCUGCACCUGAUCCUUCCCCUGCUGGCGUACCUGCCGCGGCUCAUCCAAUGCCUGCCCCGGUGCUGGUGGGAGAUCCUCCUGAAGAUGCUGCUGGAGAACCGCAACCCCUCGGUCCGCCGGAGCGCCUUCCUGCACAUCUUCCAGAUUCGGCUGUCCGCCAGCCAGGCGGUCCCCGACCAGGCCGAGUACUCCGAGGCCCUGAGCACCGAGAUGGCUGCCACCAUGUGCCCGCAGUUUGCCGCUCCGGCCAACUGGGACUUCCUCUUCGACCACAUCCUUCCGCAGCUGAAUGACGCGUACUUCCGCAACCGCGGCCUGGGGACCUUGGUGUCGCACUUCGGCGAAAUGUUCACCGACUUCCUGCUGAACUACAUGGCGGCCCAGACGGCCCCAGGCCAGCAGGCGGACUUCUCGCGCCAACUUCUCGGGGCCGCCUGUGCCAAGCACGUUCAAAGCUCGGCCGCCCUCUAUGUCAUCCGGAUGUUCUCCUCCGAUCGGCUGCCAUCGGCCGGGUCGCUGAACGCCUGGUCCGGCCAGCAGAUCCACAUGAUUGCCACGCAGCUGGCCGAUCCCUUCUACAAUACCACCCCUCGCAAGCGCAUGCUCCUGGAGUGGUAUGCCUUCCAGGCGGUGGCCCAGUGUGUCGACCCGCGGGACAUGUGCUUCGGCAUCUUCACCGACCUCCUGGCCACCAUGGAGUCGGAUGCUCUCUUUGUCGAGGGUGGCCCGGUGGCCACCAGCUUCACCCGGUGGAUGGUCAGCCAUUUCCCGGGCCUGGCCCCGGCUGACCACCUGCCCGAGGACCGCCCGCCGGUGGACCUGGACAGCAUGCGGCCCACCAACCGGGCGCCCGUGCUGCUGGAGCGCUUCUUCGCCGAGCAAAACUCCUACGCCAGCCUGCCCGCUCAUGAGAGCGCCUUCGACGACCUGUACGGCCAGCAUCGGGCCCGUGCGCGCGGCUUGGCCCGGCUCCUGGCGCUCCUCUGGUCCCCGGUGACCCACCACCAUCUGUCCAAUGCCCUGGCCCGGCAUUACACCCCGGAGGCCGUGGCUCGGCAUCCUAUUCGCGCGGCCCUGCUGGCCGCCUGUCUGCUUGGUCAGCAGCAGGGCCAGGGCCCGGUGGCCCGUGGUGUCGGGGCUCUGCUUGCGGAUCCGGUCAUUGCCCUGCUGGAGCAGCUCCUGGCCACGGACCCCGCCGGCCAGCUGCCCUUCUACCUGAACCUCGACGAGGCGGUGAUCGAGGCCACCGAGGGGGCGCUGGCCGCCCCGGGGCUGGGGCUCGGCCCACGGGUGCUGGGCAUCAUCCUGCCGCAGCUUCGCCAGCAUGCCGGGCCGAUGCUCCGUCGCCAGGCGGCCGAUCCCAGCUCGGAGGGCGAGUCGCCACUCCCGCUGCCCGAUGUCGUGGGGCCCGGCCAGGCGUCUGACUACUCCCUCGCAACCGCGGCUCGCAUCGCCGCCUGCACCCAGGCCCUCGGGGCGGCGGUGGCGGCUGCCGUCGGGGAGCAAGCCAUCCGCCCGGUGGACCUGCUGCAGUCGACCGAUGUGCCGCUGGUGGCAGCCUUGUGUGCCGGGCAUCUGCCGCGCCCAACCAACGAGCCGGCUUUGGCCGGGGAUCGCGGCGCCAUGUGGCACGUGGUGCAGAAGCGCUUCUUCACGGCCAAGUGGCGAUGCCUGGCCGGGCUGGCACCGGCCCUGGACGGCGACAUGGCCACCGUGCAUCGGCUGCUGAGUCGGUGCGCCGCCGACAUCCCGCUCAUCUAUGCCCUGGAGUCGGUGCCCCUGGUCCAGGCCCUGAGCCGCAUGCUGGAUGUCUGCCGGCAGGUGGAGCUCCAUGCUGGGGCGUCGGAGCGGACCGUGCCCGCCGAUGUUCUGGCGGAUCUGGUUCGCUCGGCCACGGUCGCCGUCCAGGAGGUCAUCAGCCAUGCCCGUCAGGCGCGGCCCCUGCUGGAGGCCUGUGCGGACCUCUGCUUCCAUCCGUACCUGCUGGCCGAUCCGGACUGUGUGGACCUGGUGUCCGACUCGAUUGACCUGUUCUUCGAGCUUGGGGAGGGCCGGGCCGGCCUGGCCAACCCCAUGGCCGACCGGCUGUUUGCCUUCUGGGCCGGCCAGCCGAAGAUGGCCAACAUGAUGACCGACCCGCCGGUGCACCCGGGUGUCAUGGCUGCCAUUCGCCAGGCCGCGGCUGCUCCCCCGGUGGCAGAGGGCCCCCUCGACACGGGGGGCCCGGCCCCGGCCCCGGCCCCGGCCCCGGAAGCCACCCUGCAAAAUAUCGACCUCUACUUCGACCACUUUGUUCGGGGCCUGCUCUUCGGCCCGACGCGCAGCCGUGGUGGGCGCAUCGAGCAUUCGACGCAGGAACUCCUGGACCAUGAGAUUCGGCUUCUGGCCCCGGGUGUGCAGGAGCGCCUGUAUGCCGCCGGGACCCUCUGGCCCAGCGUCUUCGACCGGGACUCCAUGUGCCGGGCGCGCUUCCUUUCGCUGCUGGUUCGACUGCGACCGGAGGUGGAGCAUGAGCGCGCCUUUGCCGAGCGCCUGGCCGCUCGACUGCUGGAGCACAACUCCCCGCCACUCGGAUCGGCCACGCGCUACUUCGACAAUACCCCGGUUCACCGGCAUAAGAUUCGCCUCUGGCAGGCCACCCUGGUUCUGCUGGAUCUGGUCACAGCCGAGCCGGUGGCUCGGGACAUUUGCUCCCAGCUGACGACCAUUCUCUCCAAGUUCGAGAACAGCAUGGGCGUCCGGAACCUCAUCGAGUGGGGCUUCAUCCGCCUGCUCCGCCGCUUCCCCGGCAUGAUUGAGGAGUUUGUGUGCAGCCUCUACAUGGACUACGCCGCGCGCCCGCAGCAGGUGUGCUCCAUGUCGAAGGUGCUCUUCCAGUCGUGUCGCCUGGCCGCGCACUCCCUGCCGGCUGACGAGCACCUGGCCCUCAUGGUCCGCGCCAUCUCCGUCAUGACCCCCUGGCAGGUGUCCAACAACUAUAGCAUCCGCUUUGUGGCUGUGCACACUCUGCAACAGCUUUACGCUCUGGCUCUGUCACUUGGCUAUGAGAAGGCCUCCCUUCCGGCCGAUCCCUUCGCCCAUUUCACCUACAACAACCCGGAAAUCGAGAAGCAUGUGGCCAAGCUGCUGGAGGACUACUUCUAUGGCGAGUUCGAUGCCCAGCGGGACUUUACCCUGGACUUCAUCUUCAAUCGCUUCAUCUUCCUGAUUGGCACGGCCCCGGAUGAGUCCAUCUCUGGCGCCUCCUUCUGGAUCAUCGACCCCCGGCCAACAACCACCGUGGCGUCCAUCUUCGGGGAGGAUUCCUGCACGCCGCUGCCGGUCCUGCGCGGCUUCGGUGGCGAUGCGCCAGAUCAGGCCUUCGAGGAUGCGGCACAGGUGGCUCCAGCGGCCGGCGGGGCGGCCGACCUCGGCACCAACUUCCAGCGUAAGACCAUGGCCCCGUGGGAGUUGAUGCUGGCGGCCGAUGUGGACCAGGCGCCGAUUCUCUCCCCGACGCCGACCACCCACCGUGUCACUCGGGAUCUCAUUGUCAUUGCAUCCCUGGUUGACAAGGCCCCGAACCUGGGCGGGCUCAGCCGGACAUGCGAAAUCUUCGGCGUUCGCCUGCUGGUGGUCCGGGACAUUCGCGUUCGCUCGCAGGCGGUCUUCCGCUCGGUGAGCAUGAACUCCCAAAGCUGGCAGCCGAUGCGCGAGUGCGCCGAGGAGGACCUGGCCACCUACCUGGCUGAGCUCCGUACCGAGGGCUAUUCCCUGGUGGGUCUCGAACAGACGGCCGACAGUGUCAUUCUCGGCCGGCAGACUCUGGCCGGGCUUCCCUCCAAGCGCAUUGCCCUGCUUCUGGGCCGCGAAAGCGACGGCAUCCCCCAGCACCUGAUCCCGAUGUUGGACACUUGCCUGGAGAUCCCGCAGGUCGGCAUGACUCGCUCUUUGAAUGUGCAUGUCAGCGGCGCGAUCGCCAUUUGGGAGAUCACCCUGAAUAACUACAUCUCCACUCUGGCCGCUGCGGACAUCAUGGACGAUGAGGAUACCAACGCCACCAUCGGCACGGUCGCCAGUGAUGAUUGAGACGCACCUGCUGCCUUCUGUUCUCCGUGAGCCAUGUCUGCCUGGCCAUCAGGCAGACCUGCCCUGUCCUCCGCUGUGACAAAACAACACCCCCUCUCGCCGGGCAUUGACGAUCCCCAAUGAGGGCAGGCGAGAGGGAUGACACAAAUAAAGACCCCCCCUCAGGCCCGGCGUG